AUGCUUCAGCUCGUUCGUAUCGUCCUCGUCCUGGUUCCAGUUCAGGGCCUGGCCUUCGACUUUGGCCAGUUCACACGCUGCGUGCCCAUUCCCCGCCACAUGGGCAUCUGCCAGGACGUAGGAUACUCUGAGAUGCGGCUGCCCAACUACCUGGGCCAGAGCAGCCUGGAGACCCAGGUGGUGCCACAUUCGGAGCGCUGGAGGCCACUGCUGGAGACAGGCUGCCACCCUCAGGCCAGGGUCUUCCUCUGCUCCCUCCUUGCCCCCAUCUGCCUCGACACGUUCAUCCAGCCGUGCCGCAGCCUCUGCGCGGCCGUGAGGGACGGCUGCGCCCCAGUGCUGGCCUGUCAAGGACAGGCCUGGCCAGAUGUUCUGGACUGCGACCGCUUCCCAGGCCACGACGACAUGUGCCUGUCAGCCACGAUCACACAUGGUAACAUUGUCCUCAAAGGUCUGCCUCGGGCUACCUGCCAGGACUGCCCUGCCACGGAGGAGUUUCCCUCUCUGAAAUCCACAAUGGACGCCAUCUGCCUGAACGACUUCGCUGUGAAAGCCAAGCUGGCUCGCCGGCGCUUCGCUUCAACCGAGACGGAGUUCGAGGUGGAGGGGCGGCUGGAGUUUGUGCGCCAAGGCCCCCUCCUUCUGUACGACACCAGAACCAUGCUGGAGCAGUGGCUGCUGAUCAACCCGCAUUGCGCUCAGGCUCUGGUGCGGCCCGGCCGAGCCCAGCUCUACCUGGUGACCGGCAGGGUGCGGCCCGAUGGCACCCUGGCCCUAGCCCUCCUCUUCCCCUGGCACAAGAAGGACGUGAACCUCGUGGCGGCCUCACGCAAAUGGAAGCAUCACCAGUGCUGA
Molecule: messenger RNA, 855 nt
Organism: Scleropages formosus (Asian bonytongue)
Lineage: Eukaryota; Metazoa; Chordata; Actinopteri; Osteoglossiformes; Osteoglossidae
Gene: szl
Product: sizzled
Exons: 4
Coding region: 1-855 (284 amino acids)
Biological process (GO): canonical Wnt signaling pathway; non-canonical Wnt signaling pathway
Molecular function (GO): Wnt-protein binding
Source: RefSeq, a predicted model, not a curated record